CGUGCGGCCUUGCAGGCGCGUAGAUCUACUGGCUGCAUGCAGCACACGUCGAAACUGAAGUUUUGUUUACAAUGUCCGGGUCCGGGUUGGCGAUAUCUUUCAGUCCGCUUCUGAAAUGUCCUACAUGCGCUAGUUUGUUGUUUCUCAACGACGUAUCCAGAGUAUUUCGGCAGCAGUUGUGAACGGCCUAUGCCCAUAAACACUCCCUGCUCCUAACGGGACGGUUACGUUUAGUGAUCACUCAAGGACAGCGUUGCUGUUUUCGCAACGGCUGCAGGCAUCGCUCACUUUUGCAUUGUAGUGCUGGCUAUUUUGAUCCUGAAGAAAGCCGAAGAUAGUAUGUGGAAGAGCUGGCGUGUCGCGCGAACGCUGUGUGGGAAACUCUAGAUUGUGUGUAGGCUGUCAGUAACAUCUCCGCUUGUGCCAGUUGACCGCCCAGUGCCGUACCGCACAACAACCUGCUACAGUACCUGUACUAUUUUUACACCGAUAAUACUGCAAGCGAUCUGUGAUUUUCAGCAGCAGUAGCAGAGGCAGCAACAACACUAGUUCCCGUCCCCGUCUUACCAUUUUGCAAGAAGCAUGUCGAGUGUUGACGGCAUGUCCGCGCCAGCACCUCCUUGUCGCCGCACUACUUCCGUCAGACAGCGAUUGGGAAAGAGCACGAUGCACUCGUACAUAGCGGUUGUUGGACUACCGGCUUACGAUCUAGGUGUCAGCAAUGACUCUGAGAACACCGGUGCAUUAUCAGGUGUUGGAAAGUCGUGCUUGUGUUCGCGGUUUGUUCUACCAUCAUGUGACGACUACAUCGUAACACGGGAAGCGCAUUCUAGCAUUGUAUCAAACGUAGAAUUCAACGAUCCAGAAAUAGAUGGCGUCCAUUACCUGUACUUCGGAACGGUGCUGAAAGUACUGGAUUCCAAAAGCGUGGUGUUCCAUGUAGUGGAACAUACAACAUUCUAUGAUGCCAAUGCAAGCGUCCACGUGGGUGGCGAGGAUUAUACAGCAAGGGCUACAGUACAGUCAUUGCACAGACCCAGCAAGAUCAGCUACAUCGGCAGUCGAUUCAAAGGAGUUGUGCCGCAAGCCAGGGAACAGCUGCCCAAGCGCUUGAGCACAAAUGGCGGGUCCGGAAAGGGCGUGCAAGGUAGUGUCCUUGUUCUCGAUCCCACUGUCGAACCGAAUACUGUUGCCAAGCAAGUGUCAUUGUUGAGUGACGUGGCCGAGCGGCUGAGGCAAGCGGAUCAACCUUUUGUAAUAGCGCUAAGUAAGUGUGACGUGUGUGGAUCAGAACAGACGCACAGUGCAAUUACAGCUAUACGAGAGGUGCCGACGCUCAGACAUGUACCCGUGUUUGAAACAUCAGCAAGAACGGGAGUUGGCAUCAACGAAGCUUUCUUUCACUUGUAUGACCUGAUCUCACAAAGAUGCAGCUCGGGAAGAUCGCCGAAUACUGCUGCUGCAGCUGUUGUGGAAAGUGUUUUCUCCUGGCGAGACGUGGGAAAUUGGCGUGACUUAAGGUAUCAAGAUUCCGCCCGAGCACAGUGGUUAGCACGGGUACGAGCCGUAGAGGGCGCUCAAGAAGUGCUGCGUUCUACUGUCUUGGAUGCGUCUAUUACCUGGGCUGCUUAUCUGGAACUGAUUGGCAAGAAUCAGUUCAUUGCUGCUCUGAUCACACUAAACGGACUGGAGUUUUGCCGGACGGUGUUCAAACAACACGUACUGCAAUUACAGUCAAUGUCACUGCAAGAAGGCCAAGAAGACCAUCGUGCAGCAGAUCUACAGGAGUUCAUCAGCAAACAUGUGGACUUUGCUAUGGACAGCAAGCCACUCGACCUCGAUGCCUUUUUCGAGCCACUCUCUCUGGCACACUGGAUUGUGCCUGGUGAGGAUGACGAGGAGACGUAUGCCAACAGUGCUGAUGAGAUCAGUCCGAAAACCGAAAGACAUUCAGAUCUCUACUUCAGAUGGGCAGUGGAUGAAGUGUUUGGCUUGGCUGAGAAACCAUCAUUGGACAAGCAGCAAAGCACUGCAUCUGCAGAUCUGUGCUUGGAAGCGCCUCUCGGUGAAGAGUGUUCUACUGAUCCAGUGUCUUUGCUAAGAAUAGCUGAAGCAACAGAGAGCAGAUGGCCAUUGCAAGGCGGGUCACCGCAGCAAGAUACCCAGUCCAUGGCGGACAGCGGGUGGACUGCGGAUGACGAGUGUUACUACAUCGUUGGUCCGACGUACAGCGGCGGGGUGCAGCAGACUAAGACGCUUUUGCACAAACUCACGCGUCGGAACAUGUCAAUAGUAACUGACGACUCUGACAUUCUGAGCUGCACUUAUGUGGAUCUUUCUGGAACUUCGCAAGAUGUACAAGAAUCCAGCGAGACGUCAGAUUAUGAAGAAGACACACUUUCGCAAGAUCGCUUAAGUCCCAAUCUUCAUCAUCUACCUGUGCAAAAGAUUCAUCCCGGGAAACCACCCAGCCAAUCAGGAGGAAAUGAAGGCAUGGGCAAAUCCAAGGCAGCGACACUUCGAGGAGGACUAUCGACUCUGAAAACAGCAUUGCGUGACAAGGCUACAAAGACAACAACUUUGAUCUCCAAGGCCAAGGUCAAUCCACGGACGUUUGGCCGGAAAACGAGUCCAAGCACAACUGACGGCAGCAGAACAGUGGAUUUGUUGGCAAAGUCAAUUGGUUCUCCUGCACUGGUAGUUACAGCUCAUGGUACUACAUCUACUGAAAGAGCCAAGAAAAGUUCUACUGGCGGCGUGCGGGGCACUGACGUGCCAGACUGUCCACAAGAAGACCUCUUCGAGGUAGAGGAAGAUCAAGAUGUCUACGAAUGUGUUGUCAAUGACUCUAGCUCCUUAUCCGUCAGCAGUGUUGAACUCGCACGUCCAUCAGCUACUCCAUCGGGAGAGAACACCGAUGGAGAUGAUGUGUAUGCAAGUGUGGAGCAUGAUGAGUCGUCAUUACAAUCGCAACAUGCCCCUAGAAGACUAAGCCCAUCGCUAAGCGAUUCGGGACACUUGAACAAGGCUCUUUCUCCGUCUACUAGUCAGUCAUCCAGUUUUGGUACAAGUAUUCCGGGCCGCUCUCUGCUGCCUGCACCACCACCUCCAGGUGUGUUUCAGACAACCAGUGGGGAGCUAAUCCAUCGACCAUCACCUUCUCCGGGGCCAAGUCCCAGUCCUGGACUACCACCAGCCCUUCCAGCAAGAAAUCGUGCGUCUACAUCCGGAAAAGCAACAGUACCAAAAGUGAAGCCUCCUAAGCCCAAGAGACCUCCACCGAAAGCUCCCAGCUCCUCUGUUCCAUCUCAGACAACACCAAAUCCAUUGGAUGAUGCCAGUGCGGCAGCAACUGAAGAGAUGCUGUAUGAAGAUGCUGUGGAAUCAGUCAGCAAUAGCCCCAACUCCUCUGUUUCAGCUCCUCCGUCGGUGUCCGUAACCAGCCAGGAAGGCGUGGAACAGUAUGACCCAGCUACAGACGAUGUGUAUGAAGUCAUGCAGAGUUCAGUCGGCGAAACAUCUCAACUUCAAAAGCAGGAGUCACUACCUGAAGAGUAUGUGCUUCCAUAUCCCAUCCCCACAAGCCAGCAUAAAGCACCCAGUGGCUCAGUGAAGACCAGUGAUCCAGUAGUGGCUGAAGCAAUUGGGAGCGAUGAUCUGUAUGAUGAUGUGGUACCAGCAGCUACAGACAGUCAUAACACCAACACACCGGCACAGCGGUAUAGUCCUGCCAUAGCCACUCAGGGAGCUGUGGAUAGCACAAGUGACCUGUAUGAAGAUGUUGCGUUUGAAUCGCCGGAGAGAGCAUCGGUUCCUGCGACAUCGACACGUGCCAGUGUUGCGACAAGCAGCAUCAGCACUGGUGCUACUGGUGCUCACGGUCGUGGAGCUAGCACUGCAGCUGGCACUGUGACACGCUUCAAGCCACCAAGCAGCCAGGCGGCAAAAAAGCCUCCACCUCCAACAAUCAACAGGGAGAUGAAACCCACUCCUAAGAGUACCACUUCACUUCCUCCCACUCUGCCACCUCGCAUAUCCCCGGAACUACCAUCGUCGAAAGCACAGCAACCUCGACUAACCCCGGAACUACCAUCAUCGAAAGCACAGCAACCUCGACUAACCCCCUCGCCUAAGAUGAAUAGAAGGACAUCGCCCUCACCCAAUUCAUCACCUCCCCCAUUGCCUUCGGAUUCAUCUAGCCCGGCAUCCGCAAUAUCCCGAUCAAUGACAUCAUCAGUAACAUCGGCAGAGGGAUCACUCUCAGCUAAGAAAUCUAGCAGUAAGCCAUUUUCCAUUCACGAUAUGCUUGCUGAGGCAGCAGCUGAAGCUGGGGAUGUAGAUAUCUACGAAACUCCAGAAGAUGAGCUGCCGGCAACAAUGGACAAAGACCGUACCACGGUUGCCGCAAAGCCAAGCACUAAGUUGUCUUCGUCUAAUGCGGCUAAAAGUAGUCGUCCUGCCCGACCACCGCCACCUGCUGAGAAGCUGCUGAAGAUGCGAUCCCUGUCGACAGAUAGCUCCAGUCCUAGCGGCGACAAGCCGGAGUUCAACAAGACUGUCAGUCACGGCCCUCAAUCUAGUUUGGAUUCACACACUGAAGGGCCCGAGGAAGAUGUAGACAUGUAUGAAGUCCCUGUUGAGUUGGAAGCAGCAAGCAUGGCGUGUGCAAAGAAAGCACCGAGCGGCCCAAAGCCCGGCCAGUCUGGUGCCAGUACAGCGGGCCACAAAGCAGAGGCAGUGUCUGAGAUGCACGUCAUUGCACAUCCCAAACCAGGAACGAAGCCGAAAGCGGGACGCCUGAAGGGGCUGAAGAGUGCAAUUGGUAAGAAGGUCUCUACAAGCGGCAAGCCAUAGAGAGACAGACGUUUUCAGAGUAGACCAUUGUGCUGAUUUACCAUGGCAUACUAGAUCUAGUUGAUCACCGCCUCAAGCACUGCCUACACCUCUUUGGCUUGUCAGUAAGCUUUUUUCUAGGUAAGCUUUAUACGGAAACGACAUGAAAACUAGCUGCUGAUCAUAACAAAAGUGCAUGUAACGUUACCAGGCUGUGCUGCCGUGUGAAUACAUACAUUCUACAUUGCAUAGUGCUGACAGUGUAGAUACAUACAUUAUACAUUGCAUACAUACAGGCUCAGUACAUCAUUUCAACGUGACCCAGUACGGUGUAUUGAUGAUUUUCUUUUCUGAAUUUUACAGUUCCGCAUUUUGUCUAUUUUCUCUUUGAGCUCUUAUACAAGUGCACUUCCUGGUAUUAGGCAAGCCUUGUUUCAACCAAACAAGUGCACUUCUCGCUCUAUUGGAAUGCUGUAUUUGUACCCAUUUUCAUUUCAAUUCAUUUCUUUACUAUAAAUUUUCAUUUCAAUUCAUCACUAGUAAGUUGAUAAUGCUGUCAGUUGGCUGUGCUUCUGAAACACACUGAUCAAAAACCAUGGUAACUGGUUAAACCUCCACAACA
Sycon ciliatum is the source of this 5455-nucleotide messenger RNA. RefSeq names its product mucin-5AC-like. The record is from RefSeq and is a predicted model, not a curated record. Lineage: Eukaryota; Metazoa; Porifera; Calcarea; Leucosolenida; Sycettidae. Gene Ontology annotation, molecular function: GTPase activator activity. Gene Ontology annotation, biological process: regulation of cell size; Rho protein signal transduction. Gene Ontology annotation, cellular component: cytosol. Bases 583 to 4854 code for a protein of 1423 amino acids. The transcript has 8 exons.